UUCCACAUAAAACACGAGCUCCUUCCCCAAGUGGUCGUUCAUGACCACGUCCCUGUUCCAAAUUUGAGGAGCUCAUAAAUGUCUCCCCAUAUAAAUUGCCGAUUACUUGCUUCUUCCUUUCUUUCAUCUUCUUCCACCCUCCGUCUUACAUCGAGCCAAUUGAGGACCGGCCUUUACCACAGAUCGCCACAGCCUUACAUCCCUCUGAACUCCCACUAUUCUGCAUUCUCUUUUCGCUCACGUUUCUUCUCUGCUUAUACCGCCAAGAUGUCUUCCUCUGCUGCUGGAGAAAAGGGCACUUUUAAGCCCGUUGCCGAGAAGCAGAGUCAGGAUUUACCUGGGUCGGAGCAAGAAAUGAAGCCCACGAGCGAGUCGCUUAAGUUCGAAGGAGAAGGCAGAUUUGUCGAAUAUAAAGGCGUUGGAAAACUUAAUAGACGGAAGGUUCUAAUCACUGGAGGAGACUCUGGAAUUGGCCGAGCCGUUGCCGUUAUGAUGGCCAGGGAAGGUGCAGAUAUUACCAUUGUCUACCUGCCCGACGAGCAACAAGAUGCAGAACAGACCAAAGAACUGGUGGAGCGCGAGCAUCAGAAAUGCUUGCUCUUCCCGGGCAAUCUUAUGGACAAUGACACGUGCAAAAAGGCCGUCGAGGCCCACAUAAGAGAACAUGGUGGCCUGAAUAUUCUCGUCAACAAUGCCUCUAAGCAGUUGAUGUGCACCGACUUUGCGGAAAUUGAUCUUGACAAUGUAGAGAGCACUUUCCGAAGCAACAUUCUCCAGAUGUUCGCCAUUACAAAAUACGCUCUCAAUCAUCUGCGCAAGGGUGACUCUAUCAUCAAUACUACCUCGGUGGUUGCCUUUCGCGGCACCGGAGCUAUGGUCGACUAUGCCGCUACGAAGGGGGCUAUUGUUGGCUUUACUAGGGCGCUUGCCAAACAAUUGAUCCCCAAGGGAAUUAGGGUUAAUGCGGUUGCACCUGGGCCCGUUCAUACUCCGCUGCAGCCGGCUUCUAGGCCCGCCGAGCAAAUGGAAGGUUUUGGACAAAAGUCUCAGAUUGGCAGGCCAGGCCAGCCGAGUGAGAUUGCUCCGACUUACGUCUUCCUUGCAAGCAAAGAAAGUGAACUUUACUAUGGCCAAAUCAUGCACCCGUAUCCGCUGGGUGAUUAAUCUACUCGCGUCGAGACACUUUUGACAAUGGAUCGCCGCAAUUCAGAGGCAGGAAGGGUUCCGAUGGCUUUUCAAAUCAGCUUUACUCCAACUCUUUUAUGUGAGCGCUGAAAUAGCUGAACAUAUGGUUGUUGCUUUACAUGCGGUUAUGGAUUUAUUUAUCAGCAAUGAAGGCGUUCGUGCGAAUUUCUUCAAAAAGUAGAGGCUUUUCGCGCUAUUUAUAUUUUCUCUACUGGCGCUAGCUUUGUUAGCUAUGAUCAAUUGAUCACUCUGAAGCAUCUUUACCAAUACAAGG
Molecule: messenger RNA, 1459 nt
Organism: Xylona heveae TC161
Lineage: Eukaryota; Fungi; Ascomycota; Xylonomycetes; Xylonales; Xylonaceae
Product: oxidoreductase
Exons: 9
Coding region: 79-1164 (361 amino acids)
Molecular function (GO): oxidoreductase activity
Source: RefSeq, a predicted model, not a curated record